This is a messenger RNA of Linum tenue, 1513 nucleotides long. The record is from the annotation of a GenBank genome assembly. NCBI's taxonomy places the organism in Eukaryota, Viridiplantae, Streptophyta, Magnoliopsida, Malpighiales, Linaceae.
GUUCCAUUUCCCCUUCCCCAAAACUUCCCCCUUUAUAUCAAACCUUCCACGCACCCUCUUUACUCUGCAUCUCUACCCUUCAAAAUCUCACAAUCCCCAUUUACUCACUCCUCCUUCAGUGCUCUCUCUCUCUCUCUCUCUCUCUCUUCACCCACAAGACCCAUUUCACCGUUACUCUCACAAAGAUGAAGAGAAUGGAGUUCCUCUGCAGCUCCCCUUCUUCCACCGCCAUCUGCUCCAGCCUCGACCACCGCUCCAUGGUCCGCCACUCCACCGCCACUUCUUCUAAGCAGCCCAUUUUCGGGACCUGCUCUUCUCACGAAUUCUUCCCCGUCAAUCCCAUCAAGCAGCGGCGGAGCACCUCCGUCGUGCUCUCCGACUUGUACAAACACCCUUCCUCUGUUUCCGACAGGGGAAAACAGAGCACCCCUUUCGAUUCCCGCAGAAGGAGCUCCUCCGCCGACCCCCGCGAUCUCCUUCUCCAGCUCCGCCGCCGGCAGCAGCACAUCCGCUUAGGUUCUUCUACUCAUCUCCUGAGAAGCGACGAUCGAACCGGCGCGCCGCCCGAUUGGGUUUCCGACUCUGCUCCGGUUCCUAAUUCAGAUCGCAAUCAACUGUGGCCGAAUCGGCCGAAGGAGACGGCCUCCAUCGGCGGCGAUGUCCCCGUUACCGAACGUGGACAUCGCCAUUCCUCUGUUUCCGAGCUGGCUCGCUUCGGCGACCCUGUUUUUUCCGAUUCGGGUCGUAUCUCCGGGAUGGUUGUCGCUACUACUCGGCACUCGAAACCGAAUCGCAGCGAAUCGAGCGAUGAGAUAACGUCAGAUAAACACGUCGUCUCCGCUGUUGCUCCGGCGCAAGCCAGGACACCUCGGCGUGUAAGCUUCCAGGACUGUCCUCCGGUUCUGAAAUCAUCUUCCUCCGCUCGCUCACAUGACCAGGUGGUGGUUUUGAGGGUGUCGAUUCAUUGCAAGGGAUGCGAAGGGAAAGUGAGGAAACAUAUCUCCAAAAUGGAAGGUAAGGGUGACGUCGUUCAGCAUCGAUUUAGCGACGAAGCAGGUGAUCGUGAAAGGGAAGGUGACCCCUAUGGGCGUACUGGCAAGCAUCUCCAAGGUCAAGACUGCACAGCUUUGGGCGACUUCUUCGUCCCUUCUUCACCCUACGCCGUCCACGUCAGCACCGCCGCCAGCAGCAGCAGCAGCUCCAAGGUGGUCAACCUGAAGAUGGUUUUUUAGGUAUUAGAUGGUAGAUGAUUAAUUAUGAUGUUGUUAGUUGCGUUAGUUAAUUAACUGAUGGGUGAAGCUACGAUGUUACUUAGGUUUUGUGCAAUAAGUUGUUUGAUCAAUGUGUGGUGCGUUCAAGUUAAAGCAGGGUUCAUUUUCAUCACUGUUUUGAUUUAAGCUCACGUGACUAUAUAUAUCCGCGGUUCAACAAGCUUCGUUCAUGUUCAAAUAGGUGUCUAGUAAAGUUUGAUUCGAAUUGAUUUAAUAAAAAUCGGGAAUAGACGACGGGGGUG